Messenger RNA from Mauremys mutica (yellowpond turtle), 6300 nucleotides. RefSeq lists its product as uncharacterized. The coding region runs from base 1 to 3777 and encodes 1258 amino acids. Gene Ontology annotation, biological process: SCF-dependent proteasomal ubiquitin-dependent protein catabolic process. The record is from RefSeq and is a predicted model, not a curated record. Gene Ontology annotation, cellular component: SCF ubiquitin ligase complex. NCBI's taxonomy places the organism in Eukaryota, Metazoa, Chordata, Testudines, Geoemydidae. Gene Ontology annotation, molecular function: protein binding. The transcript has 14 exons.
AUGGAGCAUUUAUCUGAAAAAGCAGCUGAACGGCUCCAUGCUGAAAUAAUUAAUGAAGCAGACACACCUCGCACCCGUGACCUCAAGCUCUUACGGGCCAAGCGCUUAGCUUACUAUGGAAGGUGUGGAAGGACAAAGAUUUACUCUUGUGGUACUGAUGAUAAACCAAGUUCAUCAGCUUCCAGAGGAGCAGUUUUACAUUCUGCAGUGAGCACUAAAGAAGAAGAAAAUCAGACUUCCACAUUAAGUGGCUCUCAGCAACCCAAUAAUGCAACAAAUGGAAGGAAACUUUUAAUUCAGAGAUCAUCUGGAGUAAACGAUCAAGGAAAAGAGCAAGAAACAGUUAUCACAAAUCCAGAAACACAUAGCAAAUAUAUGAGCCAGACCUGUAUUUCAGAAUUAGAUCAUAGACUACUUGAGGAUCUGACUGUUCCAGAGACACACAAACUCCAGCAUGUUAUGAGUUGGGCACAAUUGGUCCUUAGUAAAUCUCAGCAAGCAGCUCAUAUGCUGAAAUGCUCACAGUUAUCUCAAGGACUUAUUUUGCCUCAAGGCAAUGAAAGUGAAAUAGCACUAAGCAGGGAGACGAAAGAAACCAGAAGCUCAUCUAGUUCUUUGUCAUCAUUGACAGAUGAUUUUAACCCCAAUGCACAUGCUAAUAUUUGCAAGAGUUCCAGCUUUUCUUCAAUCUCUGAAGUUAACUCAGAGCAUACAGAGAGGUGCAUUUCUCUUGAUCCUUUAAGAGAUAAAACAUUAGCCCCUGAAAACAAAUAUUUCUAUAACAUUCAGGCUAAUAAUAAUAAUAAUAAUCAGAGAAAGACAAUAAUUAGCAUCAAGAGAGAGAGAAGGAACCCUGAGAUCUUCCCAUGUAUUUUUGGCCAGCUUGCACUUGCUGAUGAAACCUGGAACAGCAAAGAAAAAUCAAAAUUUCAAAAUAUAAGUGAGAAAGAUAUGUGGUCAGAGAUGCAUAGUGUCCAGCCACAACCUCCAGUUGUGUGUAAAACUGACAAUUCAAGUAAAACUGCAGAGGCUCCACAUGAAGAUCCUAGUACUUAUUUUUGGGCUCCCCUAGCUGAUAGUUCAGAUGAGGAAUGCACAGACAGAACUGUGAAGACAAAGAGAUCAAAUAGGUCUGGUGCUGAGAUCAAGGAGCACAAAAAAUCUUCACACAGCAUAUUUUCACUUAAAGAAAAAAAUAUAAAAUAUUUGAGUUCUGGUGUGCUGGGAGGUAGUAUUGCUUCCAUGAGGAAGAUGCACAGCAAUGGAAAAUGGUCCGUGGGAGAAAACCUCAUAUUAGAUAACAAAGAAAAUUAUAAACACAAAGAUUUCAACUUGGCCUUAAAGGCUCAUGGCUGCAGUGAAGGCAAGGUUAUUGCAGAUAGCAUCAAGGGGGAGGCUGAAAACAGAUGUAUCCCCUUCUUUAGUGAAUCUGAGGUUGAAAAUGAUGAAUUGGAAGAUCUGGUGGUAGAUUUUACAUCUCUGAAGAGAGAGAAAGAUCAUAGAAAUGAAUCAAGAUUCAAGGAUAUGGAAGACUCGCAUUCCUCUGAGGCGAGGAAAUGGAUUGGAGAAGAGCAAACAGACAGUAUCUUCAGUAGCACAAGUUUUGAUAAUAGUAUGGGUAAAGGAAAUAACUACAAGAGAGCUCAAAAAGAAAUAGAGCUAAAAUGCUCUAAGAUAGAUCCAGCCAUGCAAAGUAGCAAUCCUUUGCUGAAUUCAUUAGUGAACCGUCCGGAACACACUUUUAAAGUUUGCCCUGACUGUGAAAGUCUCAGUUAUCCAGAUAUGACUUGGUGCAGUGGAUGUGGUUGUGUUUUAUUAGGUGUAUUAACACAGUCUCGUAAAGACAACAUGGAACAUAAAUCCAAAGUAUUCCUAGGAGAUGUGACUGACAAGCAGAAUAAUGUUUUCAGUCAAGUCAUCAAAUCUUCACAAGUUUCAGAAAGCAGCUCAGAGGAAUUCCCGAAACUAAGAGAAAGAAGUGAUGAUUGCCAAAAGAUAUGCUGGGAUGAUAAGCCACUGUUAUAUUCAGACUGUGAUAUUAGUGUUUUGGAUAAAUAUUAUUUUUAUUUGGAUCAGUUAAAUAAGGCCAGAUGUCUUCAUCCCAAAGAGAGAAACCAGCCAUUUUCUUUCCAAGAAUACCUUGGAUACUCUAAAGAGGAAAAGAUCGCCAAACAUCUUGAGGAACAAGAGAACAGCCAUCUUGAAGAACAGGACACGUCUGAAGGAGAAUCUACUUUUAUGAAACUUUUGGAUGAUCUUGAGUUGAAUAGUAAAACAGAGCAGAAAAAAAGCAAAGUUUCAAUAGAUAGGAAACUCUCAGAAACCAAAAGCAUUAGAACAAAACUGACUGGUUCUAAGAGGUAUUGGGAGAAAUCCAGCAUUGCAUGGUCAUCUUACACACAUGGAGAACUGAAGCCAAGAUCACAAUGUGUACAAAGACCAGUCUCAGCUGAUGUAGGCAAGAAGAUGAUCUAUAUAUCUCAAAAUAUUCAGCCUUCAGGCACUGACUCCAAGCAACCUUGCAAAAGUACAUUUCAAGGUUUUGAGGAAACAGUAAAUUGGGAUAAUAACUGUGAGAGUGACCUCUCAGUUUGGCUGCUUCUUCCUGAUGAACUGUGGCUAUGCAUCUUCUCAUUGUUUUCCCAUAAAGAGCUUUCUCAGGUUGCCCAAGUCUGCCACCGUUUCCACCAGCUUGCGAGGGAUGAGUCCUUUUGGAGGCAGAUUCAGAUUUUAGAUUGCCAUUGCUUGAAUGAUGAGUGGCUGAUCCACCUGGGACUACACCAUCCCCAGUGUUUCACUCUUUACCAUUGCCAUGAUGAAACACAGAGGAUUACUCAUAAGGGGUUAAUGAAGUUCUUUCAGCACUGCCGAGACUCUCUUAAGGAAUUGAAGAUAACAAGCUGCAGUGGUCCUAGGUUGCGAGGAGACACAAUUCUUCUCCAUGCAAGCUCCUUUUGCAGCCAGCUGACAUCCGUGGAUAUAAGCUGGACAGGGGCUACUGAUUUAGGGGUCAUUGCUCUAGCAGAAGCUUCUUUAAGCCUCCAGGCCCUUUCUGCUAAUGGAUGCCAGCUGACAGAUGAUGCUAUAAAUGCCUUGAUUGAAAAGCAUGGGAAAAGUCUCAGUAAACUAGAAAUAUUUGGCUGCCAUGCUCUUACUAACAAGUGCCUGGGUUUCAUGGCUAGAGAGUGUCCAAAUCUGCAGACGCUGAACAUUGGCAGAGUCCCCAAGGUUACUGAUGUCUGCUUGGCGAAGAUAGUGAAUUGUCUGAAAAAGCUAACUACACUCAAUAUAACUGGGCUCAAUGUGGUACGAGACCGUGUUGUCCACUUUAUUGUAACACAGUGUCCUAAACUGGAGUGUCUGGUUCUCAGCUCCUGCUCCCAAGUGACUGAUAUAAGCCUAGUGGAAAUUAGCACCUACCUGCAAACAAUCAGGUAUCUUGAUGUGAGUUGCUGUAAAAGGGUGACUGAUGUAGGAAUUCAAGCUUUGGCAGGGAGCUGCCGCCAGCUUCAUUACCUUGAUCUGAGCUCUACAGGAACAAGCAAGAGGGGGGUCUGCUUGUUGGCCAGCUUCUGCCAUAUCAGUUUGGAAUGUGUGAAGCUCAGUUUCUGCAAGGAUAUCACUCUGGAGGCAGUUAAAAAACUCUGCAAAAACUGUAAAAGGUUGAAGUUGCUUCAUCUCUAUGGCUGCCACAUCACUGAUCUGGAGUCCAUUAAAGAAAUCAAUAAAACAGUGCAAGUGUAUCACGACCUCUGUUUCCCACCUGCUAAUAUUUAGUUGAAUGAGGAACUCUGUCUGUUGCUAUGGACACCUUGGCUUGUAAAUAUGACAAUGCUUCAGCAAAGAGAUGCUAUAUCAGUUAAUCUUGUACAUAUUUUUAAUUGUAAUCUCAGCACAGGGUUGGGAACCAUGAAUUCCUGAACUGUAAUCCUGACACUGACUCCGUUUCUAGUUUUGCCCAAGUCACUUACCUUCCUCGCAGGGGUGCUGUGAAGAUAAUGCAUGUGAUACAUUUUUAAGAUGAGAGAUAGAAUUCACAUGCUAAAUAUUACUAAAUGUAUUACCCUGGCUAUUUGAUUGGAAAGAAUAAAAACGUGGGUCAAAAUCCGCAGUGAUGUCAGUGGUGGUCAGCAGGUGUAAGCUCCGGUGUAAAAAAAAUGUUUGCAGUUGGCAAAGGAGUGUAACUUGCAGUGGCUGUGCACACUGAAUGAUAUACACCACUUGGUAUUCUGUGGGGAACAACUUUCAAAUCUUGUGUAAGCAGCUUCAAAUCCCAUUGAAGUCACUAGAAAAAAGAAGGGAAAGGGAAGAAGGCCACCAAAAUAGGGAAAACAGCAUACGCUGAAGUCCUCCCUCCACAACUAUUGUAUACCACAAAUCACACACCUCCAUCUUAACUCUGCAUUCCUAAGGAUGCCAAUCUUUCAUCAUCUCCUUUACCAAACACAUCUCUCCCAACACACUAAACUUCCAGUACUAAUAGUAGCGAGAAGGGGUAGUGUGGUAAAGAGAUAUGUAUGUCAAAGAGAAUUGUGAGGAGGGGCAGAGUUAAGGUUGUGGUAUUUUUUCUGUGUGCUUGUGCAUAGAGGAUUACAGGGUAUGUACUACUGCUCAACUUUUAACUUCUUUGUUUUUCUGGAGUUGUGAUGGCUGUUAUGUGAGCACAAACAUUUAGUUGUUUCACAACAAGAUUUUUUGAGUAUGUAUUACUGUUUCCUGUUGUACCCUUUAAUCUGCUUGCUGCUUUGCAAACAAAUGGCACAGUUCUGGCCCAAAGAGCUUAAACUGUCAAAAGACAAAACAAACAGGGAACAACAAACAGGUAAUGUGGCCAUAUAGUGAUUGGUCACAUGCUGAUAAUACAAAGUUUGAAUGGCAGAAUAUAUAUUUACACACACACACAACUACAUUAAAAGAACAUUAUUAAGAUUGCAAAGCUAAGUACUCAAAAGUUAGGAAAUGCCAGAAUUAAGGUUGCCUGUGCAAUUAAUAAUGAUCACAGUUCCUGGUUGCUCUGGGCCAUGCUGGGUCCAGGACCUGAAAGGAGAUCAGGGAGAUUCUCUCUCUCCUGUGCUGUAAAUGACCCUGCUGCUGUGGCCAGGCAGUGGGAGGAGAAAGCUGCCUGAUUAGAAGGUAGAGAGCACAAAAGUUGGUUCAAUGGUUGGGGGAAGGAACAAGGGGCCUGGAACAGAGGCUGGCAGUGAGGUGGAGAGGGAAACUGGAACUGGAUGCUGGGGUAGUGGGGGAGGCUAAGAUUUCAAUCUGGAAGACUGGAACUAGCUAGGCAAAGAGACUGGGUCUGGGAGCUGGGGGAAGACUGGGACUGGCAACCUUAAUUAGGAUGCCCUUGUGCAUGCCACUGAGAAGAGAAUUUAGCCCCAGGAACUCUGUUUAAAUAAGUCUCUUCUCCUCUUUCCCAUUCCUGUUAGGCAAUGUAAUAUGACACCAGAUAAUAUCACAACUGUAGCCAAAAUUAGUGGGAUCCUCAUUUCUCCUUAUAAUGUAAAUGAUUAACUUAUUUGAUAUGUAGUGGAAAAAUGCACAAUUUAACACUUCAGUGAUAUUGUUUUAUACUGAAUUUAAAAUGUGUCCAACAUAGCACCAGUGAAACUGAUUUUAUGUCAUGUACACUUCAGGUUCUGUUCAAACAGAAUAUUUUAGGUUGUGAUAUUAUGUUAGGUACUCUGUAUUCACACACAGGCUAACACAGCAUGAUUUCAUACCCUGCUACUGUCUUAUUCAACCAUAAAUUUUCUGGUGCUGAAACUGGUUUUGAAGUGUGGUUGGAGUUAUCUUUUGUAGUCGGUGAAAGUAAGCUGGUAUGAGCUGGUACGGUGUACCGGUAAAAAGUGGCCGCCUGUACGCAGCCGCCGUUAAAGUGCUGUCACAGCAACGGACCCUGCUUAAAGCGCUACCGUGGCAGCGCUUUAAUGUUGCUGCCCCUUUUGCGCUCGCCCCCCCCAGCCACUGACAGGGGUGGAAGGGGGCAAUAGGUGCAGCUGCCCCAGAGCCAGUGAUUUAAAGGGCCCAGGGCUCCGGCUGCUGCUGCUGCUACCACGGCAGCGACCAGAGCCCCAGGUGGUGCAGGCUAGUGUGUCCUACAGGCCCGCCCCUUCUGGGGGUCAGAGCCAGCCCCCAUACUGCUAAGUGUUGAAUGUUACUUUCAACCCUGUUUGUAAUAAGACAAAAAGACACUGAAAAUUAUAUCUCUAUUUCUAAGAUGGUUGUAACCUUGGUAUCUACCUAUUGAAUUCAUAUGACUGCUUCUUUCUGUCUCCUGGGUAAAAACUACACUUAGAG